This is a messenger RNA of Komagataella phaffii GS115, 2901 nucleotides long. Its product is annotated as Essential component of the nuclear pore complex. The record is from RefSeq and is a predicted model, not a curated record. The transcript has a single exon. The coding region runs from base 1 to 2901 and encodes 966 amino acids. NCBI's taxonomy places the organism in Eukaryota, Fungi, Ascomycota, Pichiomycetes, Pichiales, Pichiaceae.
AUGUCGUUUAUACUCAAACGAGAGGGGAGUUUUGACGAGGACGAUCAUCCUUCCAAGUUUAAGAAAGUCACGGAUUCUUUUUUGGGAUUUUUGAAGAAGAAGAUUGGAAACCGAUCUCAAGAUGAAUAUGUUCAAGAUUCGUUCCAGCAGGACUCAUUACUAGAGCAGCAAACAGAUAUAUUACACCCCGAUACUAGUAGUUUGCAAGAGGUAGACAGUGUGGCUGAUCAGUCCACUCGCCCUUCAAAUGUAUUCUCCAGUUAUUACGAUUUAUUGAAGAGACAGAAGGAACAAUCGGAACACACACAUUUACAUAAGCCUCUAUCUCCAGCCCAGCCAAAGCGGAUGAACACACGUUCUUCGUCUCAGCAGGGUGAGGAAGACGUGAGUUUACUUUCUAAGAGGCAAAGAAACACAUCUUCACUGGACUUGGUGCCACCAUCCAAGAAACUAAAAUCUGUGGAUAGCGUCAGAACUUCGCUAGUCGACAUAAACCCGAUGGAAAGGGCUUUGCUAAUCAACCUGAAAGAGAGAAUGGAAAUGGAUAAAUAUUUUAAGUCUAGGGUCAAGUACAUGGGAUUUCAUAAUCGUCACGUAAGGAAUAGUGGCGGAACAAGGUCUUUCCAGAAUACCCGUUCACCGCUGUUUUUGAAAUCAGUUGCUACACAAAAUCUUAGAAAUACAAUAUCUCAAGAUAGAAAAAAACAUGGAGGCUACUUCAGUGGUGAAUUUGAGUACGACCUGGAUGACUCCACUAAUAAUUAUCCAGAAAAUCAAAACUUGUUACAGUAUAAGCCUGCAGUUAGUUCACUGAAGUUUUCAGACAAACCUCAAGAUAAAUACCACCCCAAACCUGCAAAUGAAGCGGAUGUUGAACGGAUUAUCAAUGGAAGAGUAACUGAACCAGUUUUUAAACAAAAUAAAUCGAACCUAGUUGACAACGAAAAGGACUCUAUUGGACCCUCUAUAGGAUUUAAGUUUGGGGAUAAUUCUUCACAAUCCGAGAAUGAACCAAAUGCAACAGCUCUUGAGAAUUCCAGUCAGCCCUUGGUGUCGAAUAAUAAGGCAGCGGAUUCAAAGCCUAAAGUUUCAUUUGGCAAUGUUCAGGAAAAGAAAGAUUCCGACUCUUCGCAGAAAGUAUCUUCCAAGAUUGACUUUUCCUUCUCUUCUAAGAAGGAAAUUUCAAACCCCUCCUCCUUCACGACUUCAUCUGCAUCUGUGAAUGGCACGAAUGCCCCAACUGAGGUACAUGCCAAACCAUCUUUUUCAUUUACGGCACCUACAACAGCAAAACCAGCAUUCUCGUUCGGAGCGCCAAAAAUCGAUGAAAUCAAGCAGGACGAUGGAAGUCAAAAAGUAUCUUCCGCGGCAAGCGCUGGUGACAUAAAGUCGGCAACAAUUCCAACCUUUUCUCUUGCGGACUCAUCUGAUGCUGCGAAAAAACAACAGAAACCAAUAGGAGUAUCCUUUGGUCUAGACUCUCAGUCCUCAGCUCAAGGGCAACCCAAAGGACAAUUACCCAGUUUCAAUGGUUCAGAUUCAGUAUCUUCAGACAAAACAGAACCAAAGCCAACCUUUUCCUUUGGACCAUCAGGAAGUACAUCUCAGAAAGAUGAUGGAACAAAACCUAAGUUUUUGUUUGGAUCCGCUGGCACUGCCUCAUCUGAGAAGGCAACUGAUAUUCAACCCAAGUUUUCUUUUGGUGCUGGAACUGCUGCAAAUGAUAAGAGCGACAGUGCAAAGCCUACGUUUUCCUUUGGAUCAUCUAAUGGUUCUACAGCCACAGAGAAAAAAGAUAAUGCUAAAGACUCUUUUACUUUCAAUGGUAAUACGGAGCAAGCAGCUGAGCCAGAGCCGAAAACUUCCUUUAGCUCAAGUACGCCAAGUGAUCAGAAAAUUGAAUCUAAGCCUGCGUUCUCAUUUACCACCUCGUCAGAAGUGAAGACCGGAGAGAGCAAACCAGCAUUUUCCUUCAGUGCUCCUGCUAACAAGGAAACCCCUAAACCAGCAUUUUCAUUCAAUGACUCUUCAGAAAAGAAAGAGCAACCCACUACUACCAAAUUUGGUAGUCAAGAUAAUAAACCGUCUUCCCCACCAAAACCAGUGUUUUCAUUUGGAAGUACCAAUGCCCAGAAUAAACCGAACACUGAUUCGCAGAAAAGUUUCUCUUUCGGAAAAGAAAGUGCAGACAACAGCAAUAAGCGCACGUUCGGAUUUGAUGAAACAAGCACUUCUUCCAAGAAUAGUGCUUCAGCAUUUACUUUCAAUGUACCAAGUAACACUACCAAACCUGCCUUCAGUCUUGGUAACGAAAAAGGGGAAAGCUUUUCAGCCCCUGCUUUGAGCUUUAACAAUAAUCCCAAUGCCAACAAUUUCGGAUUUGGAUCCAUUAACAGUAAUGUUGCCAGUGCUGGUAGCUCGAAGGAGCCAACCCCCUCUGUGGUGAAUUUCUCCAGUUCGAAAGGUACUUUUGGAACCAGCACACAGCCUUCAGUUAACAACAAUGCCUUUCAGUUCGGUGCCUCCAUGGCAAACAAUCCUUCUACCAACCGUUCUGAAAACAAUGCGUUCCCACAACCUCAGGCUGGUUUUAAUCCAUCUCGAUCGGCUACUCCCAAUUUCAAUUUCACAGGAACAAGUCAACUCGAUCCGGCAGCUAUUUUUGGAGGUUCUGGAUCCACUCCACCUGUUCCAUUUGGCCAGCCUUCUGUACAAUUGAAUCAACCCCAGCCACAGACUCAGCAUAACACGGGUUUUUCUUUUGGAUUUGGAAACCAAACAGCAGGCACCGUCAGGAACUCCAACACCUUCAACAACACCUGGUGUGAAAGGCAGAGUACUUGCUCGAAUGAGGCAGAGAAGAAGAAAUUAAAGUAUGUAAUAUUAGUUUAUGAUACGUAA